AUGAAGGGACUCGGCUCCUCCGUCGUCGCUCUCGUCUCGGGCCUCGCAGCCCUGGCCGGCGGCCUCGGGUCCUCCGACACCAUCACGUGGGGUGACGACAACACCCGUGCCGGCUACCAGACGACCAAAAACAUGGAUCCGGCCGUCGUCGGCAGCUCGCAGUUUGGCCAGAUCUUCCGGAGCCUCCUCCCCGGCCGCUACAGGGGCAGUGCCGAGCAAAUCUUCUCCCAGCCGCUCGUCUACACGCCCAGCGGCGGCACCAGACAGUUCGUCUACGUGGCCACGACUCAGAACAACCUCUACAAGCUCGACGCCAAGACGGGCGAGAUGGUUGCCUCGCGAAACCUGCACAUCCCCUUCCUCACCGACGACCUCGACGGCUGCGUCGACAUCAACCCGACCAUCGGCGUCAUCGCCACCGGCGUCGUCGACCCCGACACCGACACCCUCUACCUCACCGCCAAGACGUAUCGGAACCAGGACGGAGGCGACGGGCCCCAGGGAAGGGCCAACGGCCGCUACUACGUCCACGCCGUCGACGCCAACGACCUGUCCGAGCGCCCCAACUUCCCCCUCGACCUCGAGGGGCUCGUCGCCACCAACAGUGCCGUUCGCGUCUUCGCCGGCGGCGUGCACCUUCAGCGUCCCGCCCUGCUGCACACGGGAGAGUACGUCUACGCCGCCUUUGGCUCCCACUGCGUCCAGUACGACUUCACCGGGUGGAUCAUCGGCUGGCACAGGACGACGGGCAAGAUUGUCGAGGCCUGGGCCACCGAGGGCAGCGGCGUUCCCGCCGACAUCAAGGGCGGUGGCAUCUGGAUGUCCGGCGGCGGUCUCUCCUCCGACGACGCCGGAUCCAUCUUCCUCGCCACGGGCAACGGGUACGCCUCCCAGCUGUCCAACGUGCCCGUCAAGGGCUUCAGCCCGCCGACGGCCCUCGAGCAGGCGGCCCUGCACAUGACGGUCAACGGCGACGGCAGCCUCAACCUCGUCGACUUUUUCAUGCCCUGGGAGAAGCAGGCUCUCGACGGCGCCGACAAGGAUCUCGGCACGAGUCCCCUCGAGAUCCUGCCGAGCCAGUUCGCCUGCGGCGACGUCAAGAGGAUCGGCGUCGUCACCGGCAAGAGCGGCAAGACGUACUUUUUGAACCUCGACAAUCUCGGAGGCUACCGCAACGGCCCCGACGGCCUCGACGACGUCCUCCAGGUCUACCAGAAUCCCAACAGCGUCUACGCCGGCGCCGGCGUCUACCCUCUCGAGGGAGGCUACGUCUACGUCAACCCCGUGCAGUAUCCGACCAGCGUCUUCAAGUACUCCUGCAACGCCGGCAGACCCUCCUUCGCCAAGGUGGCCGAAUCCCCGGCCGCCAACGCCUACAUCCUCGGCGUCAGCCACGGAACCGUCACCUCGCUUAACGGCCAGGAAGGCACCGGCUUGCUCUGGGUCACCGACGUGCAGGGUCUCAACCUCAAGAUAUUCAACGCCGUUCCCAAGGAUGGCAAGCUCGUCAUGAUCAACUCCUUCAACGUUCCCGGAGCGACAAAGUUCGGCCGCCCCGUGUUCGGCGACGGAACCGUCUACGUCGGCACCACCCAGGGAUACCUCUAUGCCUUUGGCGCCCCCGUGAACUCGCCGCUGAACUGCACCUCGCCCCUCGACUUUGGCGGCGUCAACAUCAGGAAUAGCAGCGCGCCCAAGCCCCUCAGCUGCGUCGCAAACAUCGAUCUCACCGUGACGGGCGUCGAUCUCGACAAGGCCAAUUUCCGAAUCGAGGCCGUGCCCCCCCUUCCUCUCCCCAUUUCCAAGGGACAGUCCUUCUCCGUCGAUGCCGUCUUCAACCCUGCUCGCGUCGGCUUCAUCUCCGACGACGUCGUCGUCAACACCACCAACGACGUCGCCGGCUUCAGCACGACGGCUCACGCGAGGCUCACGGGAACGGGCCGCAGCGCCGGUGCUCUCCUGGGACUGAGCCCCAACACCGUCACCUUUCAGGGCCUCGUCACCGGCCAGGACCCCGACGGCGUCUCCGAGACCCUGACCGUUUCCAACAGGGGCAACUCUCCGCUCCUCCUCAAGGAGGUCCUCUUCUCGGCCAACAGCUCGACCGGUCCCUUUCAGCCGUGGUCCGGCCCGGGCGAUCUCGUCGUCGGCAAGUUUACGCUGCAGCGGAUCCCCGCCACCAUCGACCCGAACCAGGGCGCCGCCGUCAACGUCAAGUUCGAUUCCUCCACCAGCGGCACCUAUGCUGCCUUUGUCAAGUUCACCACCAACGGCGGCAAUGGCACCGUCGCCAUUGCUGCUUCCUCGGGGCCGCCGGCCACCGCCUUGCUCGAGUUCCAGACACCCGAUGGCCAGGGCUGGGUCGAGUACGUCAACGGCACCGCCUUCCGCUUCGGCAACGUGACGGAGAACACGUCAAGGUCGCUCAAGUUCCGCAUCACCAACGCCGCCGCCCCCGGCGCCGUCAAGCUGUCGCUCACCGUAUCGAAGCCGCCCUUUGGCGUCAGGAGCAUCGUCCGCGCCGCCAACCAGGUUGAUCUUGCCGAGGGCUCCUCCUUCGCGCCGGGCGAGAGCGGCACCGCCGUCCUCAGCUGCACCGCUCCCAAAUCGCAAUGGAACGUGGACGCGUACGGCGGCGCGGCGCAGUGGACCUUGAACACGAACGACCCGUUUCUGGGAAAGCAGUUUGUGCAGUUCCACUGCGACGCCGUCGCCGAGCAGGCACCCCCUCUGCUGCCCGGCGGCCAGGGGCGGUACCGCUACCUUGGCUGCUUCCAGGACAACACCCCCGGCAGGCAGCUUCCGAAGCUGCUGUCGGGCGACGAUUUGCUCACCAACGCGCGGUGCAUGGCCGCCUGCAGUGCCGCCGGAAGCAUCUUUUGCGGCACGCAGUAUCAUCGCGAAUGCUGGGCCGGAAACGCCAUCCCCCUCAAGAAGGUCGACGACGUCAACUGCAACUACUACUGCGCCGGCGACAUCAACCAAGUCUGCGGCGGCAACGGCGAGGGCACGCUUCACGGCGGAAGCUUCAUAUCACUCUUUGCCGACUCGCUCCAGUGGAAUGGAAACUUGACCCGGCCUCCGACCAGCGGACCCAGAGUCAAUCCCGGCGUUGCCGGCUACGACAGCAUCGGCUGUUACACCGAGGCCACAAACGCCCGCGCCCUCCCCAAGGGUGCGCCUACCGACCAGCGGACCGUGGCCGCUUGCAUCACGGCCUGCAAGGAUCGGGCCUUUGCUUAUGCCGGUGUCGAGUAUGGAGGCGAGUGCUGGUGCGGCAGUAGCCUAGGUGCAGGUUCCGUCCCUGCUCCGGACAAAGAUUGCAGCAUGACAUGCAACGGCAUCAAGCUCCUCUGUACCCUCGACGUCCUCCUCAACCAUCAAACUUGCUCCGGAGAACAUGACUCCCUCGACAACUGGGGCAGCGACAACAACGGCAGCCAGCCUUGCCGAACCUGUCCAUGGCAAUGCCUCUACCGUCACUACGCCCUUGACCAUCCUCCCCACAAGUGCUCCCUCGACCGCCAAUGGGACUUCUACCAAUCCCUUGGCGAUCACGACGUCGAUGUCGAAGACAACACUGACUAUGCAGUCGACAAGGACGGCAACGGUUGCGACAUCGAAGGCUGCGACAUCGACGGCUGCGACAUCGACGGCUACCACUCCCAGUGGUCCUCUCAUCUGGCCCGGGAAUGCCAACUUCACGUACUACUCUUGCGUGUCUGA
Messenger RNA from Drechmeria coniospora, 3726 nucleotides. Its product is annotated as Carbohydrate-binding WSC. The transcript is spliced from 4 exons. NCBI's taxonomy places the organism in Eukaryota, Fungi, Ascomycota, Sordariomycetes, Hypocreales, Ophiocordycipitaceae. Bases 1 to 3726 code for a protein of 1241 amino acids. Gene Ontology annotation, molecular function: protein binding. The record is from RefSeq and is a predicted model, not a curated record.